AUGCCACAACACGCCUCAAGACAGCGGCGUUCAAAGAUACAAGACAGAGGCGUCCCGCAGACUGUUUCUCAACUCACCGCUGGGCUCACAUCAACCUCCUUCUUCACGCCAGUCCCACCCUCACCAGACCCACCAACCAGCAGUGCAACUCUGCCCAAUCCGCGUUCUUCAAAUGGAAACAUUCAAACUGCACCUUCACCAAACCCAAAUUCCUCACCCCCAACACCAACAGCUCCGGAAGUUCUUCCAGCUUCCCCAUCCCUGUCACCUGCGAGUCCCUCAGUGACUAAUGCACCAGCUACCCAUGUACCCUCUUCCGUCACUUCCACCUUGCCACAGGCCAGCCAGAGCUCUGAGCCACCUCUUCACGUGCCGGCGGCUAACGAUAACAUGGUUCUGGCGGGGAGCGCGCUUCCUCAAAAUCCUCCAAUCAGCUCUUCCCCACAAUUGUCUGCGUCACAUGAAGUGCAUAACAGUCGCAAACCAGGCCCGACCUUGUCCACGAAAACCAUGGCGAACGAUUCGAGCUCUCCAAACUACAUCGAAGCACUUGUGGUGGUAGGAGUGAUCAUAACGGUUCUGAUGGGUGGAAUCUUUUACUAUUACUUCAAAGUCCAUAGGAAGAAGACCAAAGCUGAUCACGAGUCACGAUCCUAUGGGACGGAUGAUUCGAGCUUCAACGACGUCAAGAUUCGCUCGGAAUCGAUCAGCAGCUCUUCUCAUCGAAUCGACAAGAAAACAAUCGUCAAAGUCAAGAGCAACACGCAAAGCAUCAUGAGCUUUGGACCAGGCCCUGAUCCUCAAUUCACGCGUCCUCCAUUGAGCACCGUCCAGAGUUUGUCCGAUGUGCAUCACAACUAUCUUCCACGCUUGGAAAAAAAUCAGCUCUCGGAAAAACAUGUGUAUGAAUAUGAUUCAAGCAAGCAACUUGACGCCCAAUCAAAGAAUGGAUCUCAGACAACUCUCUACAGUGUGGGCGACGAGGUUUCGCAUAUCCCGAUCAGUUACAAAGCAUCAAAGAAACCUGCGGCCGCACCAUCCACUCUGACUUCGGAGGCCAUCAUGAAGCCUUACCCUCAUCUGAUGGUAUCCAAAAAGGCCAGCCCCAAACGAUACAAUCGGAUCUCCAAGGCCGCGCGCAAACUCGUCCCCGCACGAUUGGUCACUGGCGUCGGGAUCGGCAGAAGUAAAGACCUCGUCCCGCCAUUGCCCUCGCCCCACGAUAAGUAUCAGUCUUCAUUCAUCCCGAAACCUUUCAAGUCUAAAGCUUCUACACAUAAUCUACAUUCUGUUUAUCGGCCAGAUGAUAAUUAUCCUACUAAUUUUAGCUACUAUCAGAGUUAA
Puccinia graminis f. sp. tritici CRL 75-36-700-3 is the source of this 1344-nucleotide messenger RNA. RefSeq lists its product as uncharacterized. The transcript has 2 exons. Lineage: Eukaryota; Fungi; Basidiomycota; Pucciniomycetes; Pucciniales; Pucciniaceae. The coding region runs from base 1 to 1344 and encodes 447 amino acids. The record is from RefSeq and is a predicted model, not a curated record.